AUGCCAACAUGGUCCAGGGAGACGGCGCCAGGGAACGCGGAUGGUGCUCCUCGGCCUCGGUCUCGGGACUUGGCAGAUCAUGGAGAGGCCGAACAUGCAGUCGAUGCCAUGUUAGGCACCUGUCGGAAAAGGUUAAAUACUUGCCGGCGAUCCGGAGAGACCACGGUCCAGCUUCCCCCAUCUGACAACCUCUUCUCAACGACUUCUUCCGCCCCUACGUCACUAGCAAGUAUGCUGUUCAGCGUUACCAAGGCCGUGGCGCUCCUCUCCGCCAUUCUCGCCGUGCAGGCGGCGCCUGUGGACAACGAGAUCGCCGCUCGUGGCUCCACGGGCAUCAACGACUUCAACUGCAAGCCCCGGCCGGGCAAGUACCCUGUCAUCAUGCUGCACGGUCUUGGAGCCCCCGCUGGUGUCAACUGGUUCUUGCACGCACCUGCUCUUGCACUUGAUGGCUACUGCGUCUACACGCCUCAGUACGGCUCGGCCGGACGGAUUUGGUUCGGUUUUGGCUCAAUGCGCGACUCUGCCGCGGAAAUUUCCGCCUAUGUCGACAAAGUGCGCGCCGCUACUGGCGCGGCAAAGGUCAACCUCGUCGGCCACUCUAUGGGUACGACCGUCAGCACAUACUACAUGAAGUUCCUGGGUGGAAACGAGACCGUCAACCAGUUUGUCGGCUUUGGCGCAAACUACAAGGGCACGACGCUGUACGGCAUCGACAAGCUGGUCCACACCAUCCCCGGUGUCAGCCCCGCCGUCCGCGCCAUCUGCGCGUCGUGCGACGAGUUCCUCAACCCGUCGCAGUUCAUCACCGACCUCAAUGCUGGGGGCGUCUCGGUCCCCGGCCCGGGAUACACCACCAUCGUGUCCAAGCUCGACGAGUUUGUGCUCCCGUACACCAGCGGUACCCUCAACGAGCCCGGCGUGACCAACAUUGUCAUCCAGGACCAGUGCAUCAAGAACCUGGCCGUCGACAUUACUGGCCACCUCGCGCAGGCUGCCGACCUCAACGUCCUGGCGUUUGUCAAGUGGGGCCUGAACGGCAAGAAGGGCCCCCUCCCGCGCUGUAUUCCCUGGCUCAUCCCCGGCCGCCGUGAUGACGAGUCAGUCGAGGAGCGUGAGGCCACCGUCGCCCAGAUUGAGGCUUGA
Molecule: messenger RNA, 1146 nt
Organism: Apiotrichum porosum
Lineage: Eukaryota; Fungi; Basidiomycota; Tremellomycetes; Trichosporonales; Trichosporonaceae
Exons: 2
Coding region: 1-1146 (381 amino acids)
Biological process (GO): lipid catabolic process
Molecular function (GO): lipase activity
Source: RefSeq, a predicted model, not a curated record